CUGUUUUGUGCACCCUGAGGUCCGUUUACAACUUCCAACUCGUCUGUUUUUGUUGUUGUUUUUGUCACUACGCACCCGGUACCAUAUCCAUGUGUAGUUGUUUCUCAUGUUAUUCUUGCUAAAAAUAUAUAUCUUGAUAUUUCUGUUCUGCUAAAACAACUUUUUCGUAUAUUGUCAAUAAUGGAUAUACUCGUUAUAUUACGCGCGAAUUGUACAUGUUGAUGUCUUCACUAUACAUCUACAAUGUAUAAAAUAGUAAAAAUUAAGAAAAACCCUUGAAUGGGCAAAAAUGUAACAAAAUAAUACAUAGGAGUUUGAUAAAUCUCUCCUGUCAGUGCGUUGGGUUGGUCUGCGUGUGGAGUUGCCAGUGCCAUCAUAUCCUGCUUUGAUGCGAAUAAGUUCGGAGAGGCUGGUCCUUUUCUACGAAAAACUGAUCUGGAGUUGCUGGCUGCGCAAAUCGUCUCAUUUGAUGGUAAAACGCCAGCAUGGUUCUAGACGAAAAGGAGACUCACAUUGAGGAUAAGAACAAGCAGCUCAACGGAGACAAUGUUAUCGUUGAGACCAAAGAUAGAAGAAGGACAGAGGACAGGAAGAACCUGGCUAGUCUACAGCAGCUCAUAGACAAGCUGCAAGCCAAGGUGAAGAGCUACAAGAGGCAGGCUGAGGAAGCGGAGGAACAAGCUAACUUCAACCUGACCAAGUUCAGUAAGAUCCAGCAUUAGCUGGACGACGCAGAAGAGGGUUGAAAUGGCCGAGACCACGGUCAAUGAACUCAGGUCAAUAAACUCAGAGUUCACACCAAGGGCCCAAGGUCAGUACUACACUUUAUGGAAGAUACCGGUAAGGUGUGAUUUAUCACAUAACAUGUGGCUAACAAUUGAGGGAAAAAAUAUUAUUGUAUUUGGAUUUGUAACAAAAAAUUCACUACACUCAGUCAGCUGAAGUUGGUCUGCUCUUGAAUAUUUAGGGCAUAUAACUGAAGCAUA
Molecule: messenger RNA, 986 nt
Organism: Oncorhynchus keta (chum salmon)
Lineage: Eukaryota; Metazoa; Chordata; Actinopteri; Salmoniformes; Salmonidae
Product: myosin-7-like
Exons: 3
Coding region: 486-722 (78 amino acids)
Source: RefSeq, a predicted model, not a curated record